AUCGGUUUGUAAACAGUAACUUGGAAACAAAACAGUGCAGAGUCUCAAGCGGUCGGCUUGCCAAAAGCAGAAGGCUGUUGGGGAGGCAGGCGAGCGUGAUCCCAUUGGACACACCCCUUACAGCUCCCUUGGGCUGGGAAGAAACGACAAGGCUUGGACCUUCCUUUAUUCCUUUCACAGGCAUCAAGCGCACUGUGCAGAGGAGAGCGGCUCGGCAGCACCGCGCUGGUAUUCGGUGUUCAAUGUGAGCACCGAGAGGACCUGUACAGAGGCGAGCCCCUCAUGAGACGAGAAGGACCCGGAGCAGUACCUCGGGAGAGAGGAUCGCGCAGCAUUGGAUGGUAACAGAAGAAAAUCUGGUUUUCACAAUGGGAACUAUACCACUUUUAUUAUUACUUUCCAUGAACACAUUUAUACUUGCCUUUGGGUUUGACAAUGAGGAAGAUUACACCUGGCACUUACAAAAAGCACCCCAAGUGUUGGACAGAAGAACCAUAACCAUAGAACCUCCAAGAUUUGAAGCUAAAACCAAGUUGUUGAUUAACUCAACCUGUGGGAUUGCUUGUCAAAAACUACCAUUGCCAACUGUGUCUUGACCUUCAGAAUUACCUUCAUAUGAAACAGUGUACAGUAAUGGGACACGUACAAUGACUGAGGUAAACAUUAGAGAAUUUGACCUGGAAAACGAAACUGAGUAUGCUAAGAGUAGAAGCCAUUCAAGGAGGAGGAGAAGGAGGCAGGUCUUCGGGUUGGACAGCAGGUUCAGCAUCAGCCACAAGCACUUCAUAACUAACUACCCCUUUAAUACUGCAGUGAAAAUCUCCACAGGAUGUACUGGGAUUUUAGUGUCACGAAAACAUGUGCUGACAGCAGCUCACUGCAUCCACGAUGGUAAAGACUUUAAAGGUGCCAAAAGGCUCAGAGCUGGAUUUCUAAAGAUGAGAUCCAAGGGAGCUGGAAAAAGGAAAGGAUCUAAAAGGAAUAAACGAUCGGCAAAGGAUAAGCCAUCUUUUCAGUGGUCAAGAGUAGUGCGCACCCAAGUACCAAAGGGCUGGUUCAAAGGUGUGGCUGAAGAUAUUGCAAUUGAUUAUGAUUAUGCUGUUCUGGAAUUAAAAAGGCCUCAGAAGCACAAGUACAUGGAGAUAGGCAUUAGCCCCCCUGUGCAGAAUAUGCCAAGCAACCGGAUUCACUCAGGCUUCGAUAAUGACAGGCCAGGGAAGUUGGUUUAUCGUUUCUGCACUGUGUCUGAUGAAUCCAAUGAUCUACUGUAUCAGUACUGUGAUGCUCAGCCUGGAUCAAGUGGCUCAGGUAUUUACAUCCGUCUUAAGGAGCCAGAGCAGCAUUGGAAACGUAAGAUCAUCGGAGUCUUUUCUGGUCAUCAGUGGGUAGAUAUCAAUGGCGUCAAACAGGAUUACAAUGUGGCCGUGCGCAUUACUCCACUUAAAUAUGCACAGAUAUGCUUCUGGAUACAUGGGAACUAUGCUGAUUGCAGAGAUGGUUGAUGGAAAUUCACAACUCCUGUUACUUGCUUUUGCAUUACUUCUGUACAGACUUUGGUCAAUUUGCAUACAAAGUGGAUGAUGGUGUUCCGUUGAGGGUCAUGAAAAGACGUGCAAUUUCAUCUCGACUAAAAUAAUCUGUUCAGGGUGUGCUCUAAUUUAAGUAUAUGAAAAUGUAAAUUAACAGGAGCCUUUCAGAGCAUAUUGAUGACUGGGAAGCAUUGCUGUCAAAAUGUCUAGUUAUUCAGUAUUAAUUAUUAAUCUGCAGGAUCAAGAUAUUCAAGGUCAAUUACUAACCCAAUAAGUAUUUAGUUAAUGAUGUUGAAAGUUCCAUGCAUUAAAUAGAGGAUGUUUCCUUAUUCUCAUUUCUAAUGUUAUUUUUAAAGUAUUGAUGAGUGCACUGCUGCAAACUCCAGAACCUUAGUGUUUGUUAUGUGAACACAAAAUGCAAUAAUAUCCAUUCAGAUUUUAAACCAAUUUCACAUAUUAAGGUACAACAGUUUGUUUUGAUCAAAAAAUAUAGAGAGAUAUCAACACGUCAUUUGUACCAAAUUUAAAAUGUCUUGUAACCUAAGGGAAGAUGAUUCUUACCAUUUGACAUCAUUGAAUUGAUCUUGUGUUGCAUCAUUUCGAAUUGAAGAUUCAUAAUAGGUGUUCUUCAUAGCUACUUCCAGUGAAAGAAAUUGCGUUUAUGCCAAAUUUUUGAUGAUUUCAACAGAAGUAUGCCGCUUUGUAAAUGAUCUGUCAAAAUGGAACUCAUUCAUGCAGCUAGGAUAAAUAUAGUACAGGUCCUUCCCAUGUUACGGCAGGGUUCUGUUCCUGUAAACUGUUUGUAACCCGAAAAGUUCGCAAUUCAGAAAUAUGGCCGCAAACUGAGUUCCCACACAGCAGAAGAAGACUGCAGCCCCGCAGCAGCCAGUAAGUCCACACUGCUAUUCUCCCAAGUGCUUACUCAUAUGUACAGGCUGCACAUAAGUUGGGUGUUCGUAAGCUGAGGAGGGCCUGCAGUGACAAAGUUUAGUAAAAUUAAAGAGAAAAUAACAGUUUGUUACUUGAUAAAAGAAAUUGAAUUCACACAACAAAUAUUUAAUGUAAUCAUCAAGAUGUAAGUGAAUAGAUGUAGUGAGUGAAAAAGUAAAUGGAAUUUGUCGGUUAAAAGUGUUCAAAUUUCAACCAUCAUUUCAUUCUUUCCAUGACCCCUGCCUCCUCUGAACCCCAUAAAAUACAGAGUUAGUGAUAGGUCAAAAAAUACCAAUAGAACCACAUCACAUUAGUAGCUAUCUACUAAUGAUGUUUUAAUGGGAGUGAAUGAUGUUUCAAUGGUAUUAAUCUUUCUUUAUGGUAAGUCUAAACAAUCUCUGUCAAAGUGAGUUGUCAGAAGCUUAUAUUUUUCAAUUGCAUCUAGCCAUCUGAGUAGAUUAGAAACUAAUGCUUCAAGUAUCAACCUAAUCAUUUGUUUGCUAACAGCAUACAAUUCUUAUUUAUAUAGAGAACAAUGGUAAAAAUCUAUAGGUUUGCAUUAAUAAAAAGCUUAAAUAAAAUGACAACGUUUCAGAACUUAUAUCUGAGGCAGAGGAAUAAAGAUCCAAACAUUUAUUGGCAAAUUCAUUUCUUUAAGAUGAAUUACAGAGGUGUUUCCUAUACAAAAGCUCAAAUAAUAUUUGGUAAUCCUAGUACAGGAGUACAAAAAUAUUGAGUGAAGCAGAGAAUAAUGUAAGAGAAAAGUUUUUGGAAAGUUCUACCACUUUAAAUGCGCCGGUGCCAUGCUGUCUGUUACACUCGCUGUCUGUUACACUCACUGUCUUUGCAUGUUAGGUGACUUUCUUAUAUCAGAACUGUAAAGAUAGAAUAGAAAAAAUGUAUUUAGCUAAGGACUGUAAAAUGGCUCACACUGGUUAGUCAGAUCUUUCACUCUUUAAAAAUAAAUACAACUAUCCUCAAAGCACAACACCAGUGAGGAAAUUCUAAGCAAUAUUUCAAGGAAAUAUUUAAAUAAUGAUGAUCAUUAACAAAUAGAAAUUGAUGUCAUUUAUUUUAAGCUAAUGACCAGCUCACAAAAAUUAAAUUUAUUUUAAAGAACUAAAAUUUGAUAAGUAAUAUUCAAUAAAAUCAAUGAUAUUUUCUAUCUGAAAUAAGAAUAUUUCUAUCUGAAUAAGAAUAUGUUUACCUAAGAUAAUUAAGAAUCAAAUUUGAAUUAGAAAAAUGAUCUAGGCAGGAUAAUAGCUAAUGAUGGCCAUUAAAUAAAAUUCAGAUAAGGGAAAAAAUGAGCCUUGGUGAUUUUGUGUUUUUUUUGCUUUAGGCAAAAUAUAAGUUGCUUUGCGUAUUUUCUCUUAAAUGUCAUUUUAAAAUAAAACUGAAAUGCAUGGUUGGAAAAUGACAUUUUUCAUAGAUUCACUGUGUUGAUGUAUAUUGUAAGACAUGAUCUAUGAAUCUCACUGUAUAUUGAG
Pristis pectinata (smalltooth sawfish) is the source of this 3946-nucleotide messenger RNA. It is a transcript of the gene prss35, whose product is annotated as serine protease 35. Lineage: Eukaryota; Metazoa; Chordata; Chondrichthyes; Rhinopristiformes; Pristidae. The record is from RefSeq and is a predicted model, not a curated record. Gene Ontology annotation, molecular function: serine-type endopeptidase activity. Gene Ontology annotation, biological process: proteolysis.